This is a messenger RNA of Nerophis lumbriciformis (worm pipefish), 912 nucleotides long. RefSeq names its product isoamyl acetate hydrolyzing esterase 1 (putative) (gene iah1). Gene Ontology annotation, molecular function: hydrolase activity, acting on ester bonds. The record is from RefSeq and is a predicted model, not a curated record. Lineage: Eukaryota; Metazoa; Chordata; Actinopteri; Syngnathiformes; Syngnathidae.
AUUCAGCGUCACUUACGGUUGAAUGGCGCGACCACAACGAUUACCAACAUGUCCAAAAUCAAAACGUUGAUUUGGCCUAAAGUUAUUUUAUUCGGCGACUCCAUCACACAGUUUUCUUUCCAGGUCAAUGGAUGGGGUUCAGGCAUCGCGGACAAAUUAACAAGAAAGUGUGAUGUUGUGAACAGAGGGCUGUCUGGCUACAACUCCAGAUGGGCCAGGGUAGUUCUUCCAAGGAUCUUAAACAGUGAGGGGUCAGCAGACAACAUAGCAGCUGUCACUGUCUUUUUUGGAGCUAACGACUCUGCUCUGGAAGAUAAAAACCCUCAGCAACACGUUCCUCUGCAUGAGUACUCUGACAACCUGAAAGACAUGAGCAGGUUCCUUGCCACAGUGGGGGUCCCUGCAGGGAAAGUCAUCUUCAUCACCCCUCCUCCUGUUAAUGAAACUGCAUGGGAAAAAGAGUGCACCCUUAAAGGUUGUCCCCUCAAUCGUCUCAACUCGAUGGCCGGGCAAUACGCUCAGGCUUGUGUCCAAGCAGCUGCUCAGUGUGGUGCUGAUGUCUUGGACUUGUGGACGCUCAUGCAGAAAGAUGGACAGGACUUCACAGUUUACCUGUCAGAUGGCCUCCAUCUCUCCGAGAAGGGCAACCAGUUUGUGAUGCGGCACCUUUGGCAGCUGCUGGAGAGCAGAGUGGCUCAUCUACCUUUUAUCCUUCCCUACUGGGGCGAUGUGGAAGCUGGGAACCCGGAGAUCAGCCUGCAGCAGUGAAAAAAAAAAGGGACAACAUUUAAUCGAUACAUUUUAAGGAUUCUCAAUGUGGAGCACAAUGCACUGACCGGCCUUCAUGCUGCAACAAUGUUACAAAUGACGGUGCACAAUAAAAUGUUUUUAAUAUUUGCGUAAGCAAUGCAA